AGGAGAAUUAAAACAACUGAGGCGGGGUCUCGCGAAAGGAUUGCGUAUCCUACAUAUAUUGUUGGAAAGCAGUCCGAGUCUCUUCCACCUAGUUUUUAAAGGGCGGGGGAGAAUUUGGGUGUUGCCUAUUUGCGUCGACCUCGACAAAGAGUCUAGCGGCUAAAAACAUCGGAUUAUUUUCAUUCAACAACCGCCUGGCCUAGUGUCUCUUGCCGGUCACCUCACCACCGAAAGGGAUCUGAAAACUUCAACCAUGGGAGUCGAAGGCUGCACUAAAUGUAUCAAAUACUUGCUUUUCUUCUUCAACUUCAUCUUCUGGCUCGCAGGAGGUGUGGUCCUGGGCGUGGCACUAUGGCUUCGACAUGACGGCCACACCAGCAGCCUGCUAGAGUUGAAGUUUGACGGCCAACAAGCACCAACCACCUUCUUAAACAGUGUUCACAUCCUGAUCGCUGUUGGCGCGGUGAUGAUGGUUGUCGGGUUCCUCGGCUGCUAUGGUGCCAUUCAGGAGUCUCAGUGUCUUCUUGGAACAUUCUUUGCCUGCUUGGUGAUCCUGUUCGCUUGUGAGGUGGCAGCUGGAAUCUUUGGAUUCAUGCACAAAGAUUCGAUUUCCAAAGAGCUGAUUACCUUCUACGACAAUGUGUAUGACAACUCUCUAGCAAACACUUUAACAGACCAGGACAAGAAACAGGCUGCCGCUGCUGUGCUGAAGGUCUUCCAUGAGACAUUGGAUUGCUGUGGUAGGGGCAUCAGCAACCCGUUCACUACGUUAUUCACCCAAGGUUUGACAGACAUCUGCCCCAAGACAGUCUCCGCUUCCACUUCAGACUGUCAUGUGAAAAUCAAGGAGCUCUUUAAUGAGAAAGUUUACCUGAUUGGUAUCGCUGCCCUGAUAGUUGCUAUUAUUAUGAUCUUUGAGAUGACCUUUAGCAUGGUCCUGUGCUGUGGGAUCCGCAACAGCCCGGUGUACUAAAGUCCAGGGGGAAGGAGCAAGGGCUAGUGACCUCUGGAGACACUAGCCAAUGACUGAAGGAAAAUAUUUAUCUUCCUUUAUUUGGUUUUUAUAGCCUGUCACUUCCUCAAAUAGUUGCUUGCCAAUUUUGUCAGUUGUACAAGAUAAAAAAUGCAUCUUCUCACACAGUUUUUGAUAAUACAGUACCAACUAUUCUUGUCAGUCACAGAUAGCUGUUCAAUAUUUUGACUAAUGUUAGUCUGUACAAAAUGUUGAGGUUUACAUUGGCAUAGCAUUUACACACACACACACACGCACACACACACACACACACACACACACACACACGAGUACAGAUGCUGGAAUUAUUUUGUGUUAAUUGUGAAGUAUUUCUACUUUGCUGGAGUCCAAAACAUUGUAUUCUGUUGGUUUAUCAAUCUCUUUUCAAAUGAAUAUGUAUAAACUGUAUAUAUUUGCAGUGCUUUAUGACUGUCAAGCAUGGAUAUUGUAUUGAAUCCCUUCUCCCCAGAAUUUUCUGCACUAACUGCUUGUCUGCCUGAGUUUUCUCCAGAGAGAACAACCAC
This is a messenger RNA of Coregonus clupeaformis (lake whitefish), 1536 nucleotides long. Its product is annotated as CD81 antigen-like. The record is from RefSeq and is a predicted model, not a curated record. The transcript has 8 exons. The coding region runs from base 254 to 973 and encodes 239 amino acids. Lineage: Eukaryota; Metazoa; Chordata; Actinopteri; Salmoniformes; Salmonidae. Gene Ontology annotation, cellular component: membrane.